Messenger RNA from Stomoxys calcitrans (stable fly), 1949 nucleotides. RefSeq names its product asparagine synthetase domain-containing protein CG17486. Gene Ontology annotation, molecular function: asparagine synthase (glutamine-hydrolyzing) activity. NCBI's taxonomy places the organism in Eukaryota, Metazoa, Arthropoda, Insecta, Diptera, Muscidae. The record is from RefSeq and is a predicted model, not a curated record. The coding region runs from base 73 to 1833 and encodes 586 amino acids. The transcript is spliced from 7 exons.
AAAUAAAAUAGAUUGGAUAUCUUGGGUUGGGAUAUAAUUUCUACCAUUUUUUUUUACUAAAUAGCUUUUAAAAUGUGUGGAAUAUUUUGUUGUUUUUCAAAAUCGUCAGAGCCACACAGCUGCUUAGAAAAUGAUCUCCUAAGAUCAUUGCAGAAAAGGGGACCUGAUGCACAAUCUGUACUAAAUUUAAAUACUGCCAGCGCUACCUUUGCGGGUUUUGUAUUGUGGCACCAAGGAGUUUAUUUGUGCAAGCAACCUAUGGAAUCUAGCGAAUAUGUUCUUCUAUUUAAUGGAGAUAUUUUUAAUUUAGAGGCACUGACAGAUGCCAGCGGAAUUUCUGACACUGAAUGGCUUUUCCACAAAUUGUCGAAGUGCAGCACUGAUGGUGAAAUUCUUAAUUGCUUUCGUCUUAUUGAAGGUCCAUACUGUUUAAUAUUUUAUGAUAAGCUAGAAGGGAAUAUAUAUUUUGCACGCGAUAGCCUUGGCCGAAACUCAUUGUUGAUCGAAAACACCAAAGAUCAUUUGCGUAUUUUGAGCACAUCCAGAUCUAACGAUGAGAAUAAAAAUACGACUGUAGAGCUUCCACCACUAGGAAUUUUUAAAAUAAAUAUAAAAAAUUUUGAUAAAUCCACUGUUUUCCCAUGGCAUCAUAUAGAUGACUAUUGGAAAUCUCAGGCAAAUAUAUUAGAAAGUGUUUGUGGAAUUAAGCUGUUUGUUGAACAAGCUGUAGAACCAUAUUGGUUUAGUCAACAAAGUUCUUUGGAAAAGUACACUUUUAACUUUUAUAGCUUUGAUGCCCAAGAGUUGUCUGCUGUGCAGCUAUAUGAUCAUUUAUUAAAAGAUAAGGAAAUACUAGAAGCUUUGAGAGAGUUCUCCAGUCUUCUAGAAAAUUCCGUAAAACAGAGAGUUCAGCUAACAACGAAAGUUUGUGCAAAAUGUUCAAUAUUGCCUUGCAAUCACUCAAAAGUUGCUAUACUUUUUUCUGGAGGAAUAGACUGUACUAUACUUGCAUUAUUGGCCGACAAGUUUGUUGAUAAAGCGGAUUCCAUAGACCUAAUUAAUGUAUCAUUUCAACAAGCCAACUCUGAAUUAGAAAAUUGGAAUGUGCCUGACAGAGAGUCGGCGCGACAGUCUCUGGCCGACCUUAAAGCCCUAUGCCCCAACAGAACAUGGAAUUUUAUCGAAGUAAAUGUUACUAGAAAAACAUUAUACACAAACUUAAAAGAGAACAUAAAACAUCUUAUAUACCCGUUGAACACGGUAUUGGAUGAAUCAAUUGGUUGUGCCUUUUGGUUCGCUUCACAAGGAUAUGGUUUACUAGAUGGAAGCCCCUUUGAGUCAAAUGCAAAAGUAGUCAUUGUUGGUAGCGGUGCCGAUGAACUGUUCGGAGGUUAUAUUCGACACAAAAAUGCUUAUAAACGCUGCAAUGGGACACAUGAAGACAAGGAGAAAUGUCUCUAUGAAGAAUUGGAGAUGGAUUGGCAGAGAAUACCAACCCGUAACUUAGCAAGGGAUGACCGUGUCAUUGCCGACAGUGGAAGAACUCCGAGAUCUCCUUUUGUAGAAGAAAACGUUGUCAAAUUCGCCCGAAGUUUAAAGCCUAGACAGAGAUGUUGUUUCCUGUAUGAUGAUGGGGUGGGAGACAAAUUGUUUUUAAGAUUGUAUGGAUAUAAAGCUGGACUAACAACUCCAACAUUUCUUAAGAAAAGAGCUAUUCAGUUUGGUUCCAAAAUCGCAAACAAAAAAGAAAAUGCAAAGGAUCGUUCAUUGUAUUUGAAUAUAAAACCAUUUGAUAAAAACAACCAUAUGGUUUGGCCAAGUCAUCAUGUAUGACAUUCAUAUCACUCUCUAUAUUAACCCAUUUUCAUAAACUUGGUAUGCAUGUUGGACGUAACAACAGAGAUUUAUAUGAGAACUCAAUAGGUACGCAAGAACUCAUACUUAAAAAU